GUCCACGUCCUUUAAAUAUGGUCUUUCCCGGGCGCGCGCGACAAUGUGAGGAGUGGGGUGGAGCGUGUGUGGUGCGUGGCUGCGGCCUGGGCAAGAGCCGCCGCGGACCAUGAGUCUGCCUGGGAUCACAGGAGAAAUACUGAACAUGAAGACAUCAAGCCUGAUUUGUAGUCCUGAUGAUGUCUCUGAGUAAGUUCUGGAGGGAUCCUGCCUCUGUUGGAGCCUUCGCAGCCAGGUAGCUGUGAACUGUGAGCUAGAGUGAAGCAGAAAUCUAGAAAGAUGAGCUCCAAGAUGGUCAUAAGGGAACCAGGACUGAAUUGGGAUAUUUCCCCAAAAAAUGGCCUUAAGACAUUUUUCUCUCGAGAAAAUUAUAAAGAUCAUUCCAUGGCUCCAAGUUUAAAAGAACUAUGUGUUUUAUCCAACAGACGUAUAGGAGAAAAUUUGAAUGCCUCAGCAAGUUCUGUAGAAAAUGAGCCGGCAGUUAGUUCAGCAACUCAAGCAAAGGAAAAAGUUAAAACCACAAUUGGAAUGGUUCUUCUUCCAAAACCAAGAGUUCCUUAUCCUCGUUUCUCUCGUUUCUCACAGAGAGAGCAGAGGAGUUAUGUGGACUUGUUGGUUAAAUACGCAAAGAUUCCUACAAAUUCCAAAGCUGUUGGAAUAAAUAAAAAUGACUACUUGCAGUACUUGGAUAUGAGAAAACAUGUGAACGAAGAAGUUACUGAGUUCCUAAAGUUUUUGCAGAAUUCUGCAAAGAAAUGUGCACAGGAUUAUAAUAUGCUUUCUGAUGAUGCCCGUCUCUUCACAGAGAAAAUUUUAAGAGCUUGCAUUGAACAAGUGAAAAAGUAUCCAGAAUUCUAUACUCUCCACGAGGUCACCAGCUUAAUGGGAUUCUUCCCAUUCAGAGUAGAGAUGGGAUUAAAGUUAGAAAAAACUCUUCUUGCAUUGGGCAGUGUAAAAUAUGUGAAAACAGUAUUUCCCUCAAUGCCUAUGAAAUUGCAGCUCUCAAAAGACAAUAUAUCUACCAUCGAAACGUCAGAACAAACAGCUGAAGCUAUGCAUUAUGAUAUUAGUAAAGAUCCAAAUGCAGAGAAGCUUGUUUCCAGAUACCACCCUCAGAUAGCUCUAACUAGUCAAUCAUUAUUUACUUUAUUAAAUAAUCAUGGACCAACGUACAAGGAACAGUGGGAAAUUCCAGUGUUUAUUCAAGUAAUACCUGUUGCAGGUUCAAAACCAGUUAAAGUAAUAUAUAUUAAUUCACCACUUCCCCAAAAGAAAAUGACUAUGAGAGAGAGAAAUCAAGUCUUUCAUGAAGUUCCAUUAAAAUUUAUGAUGUCCAAAAACACAUCUGUUCCAGUCUCUGCAGUCUUUAUGGACAAACCUGAAGAGUUUAUAUCUGAAAUGGAUAUGUCCUGUGAAGUCAAUGAGUGCCGAAAAAUUGAGAGUCUUGAAAACUUGUAUCUGGAUUUUGAUGAUGAUGUCACAGAACUUGAAACUUUUGGAGUAACCACCACCAAAGCAUCAAAGUCACCAAGUCCAGCCAGUACUUCCACAGUACCUAAAAUGACAGAUGCUCCUACAGCCCCCAAAGCAGGAACUACAACUGUGGCACCAAGUGCACCAGACAUUUCUGCUAAUUCUAGAAGUUUAUCUCAGAUUCUCAUGGAACAAUUGCAAAAGGAGAAACAGCUGGUCACUGGUAUGGAUGGUGGCCCUGAGGAGUGCAAAAAUAAAGAUGAUCAGGGAUUUGAAUCAUGUGAAAAGGUAUCAAAUUCUGACAAGCCUUUGAUGCAAGAUAGUGACUUGAAAACAUCUGAUGCCUUACAGUUAGAAAAUUCUCAGGAAAUUGAAACUUCUAAUAAAAAUGAUAUGACUGUACAUAUGGUACAUGCUGAUGGUGAAAGACCUAAUGUUCUGGAAAACCUAGACAGCUCAAAGGAAAAGACUGUUCGAUCAGAAGCGGCUAAGACUGAAGAUACAGUUCUCUGCAGCAGUGAUACAGAUGAGGAGUGUUUAAUCAUUGAUACAGAGUAUAAAAAUAAUAGUGAUGGAAAGACAGCUGCUGUGGGUUCUAACUUAAGUUCUAGACCAGCUAGUCCAAAUUCUUUAGGACAGGCUUCUGUAGGAAACCAGACUAAUACUGCUUGUAGUCCAGAAGAGUCAUGUGUUUUAAAAAAACCUAUCAAACGAGUAUAUAAAAAAUUUGAUCCAGUUGGAGAGAUUUUAAAAAUGCAGGAUGAGCUCUUAAAGCCAAUUUCCAGAAAAGUACCUGAAUUGCCCUUAAUGAAUUUAGAAAAUUCUAAACAGGCUUCUGUUUCUGAGCAAUUGUCUGGUCCUUCAGACUCCUCUAGUUGGCCGAAAUCUGGAUGGCCUUCUGCAUUUCAGAAGCCAAAAGGACGUUUGCCGUAUGAACUUCAGGACUAUGUUGAAGAUACAUCGGAAUACCUAGCUCCUCAGGAAGGAAAUUUUGUGUAUAAGUUAUUUAGCCUGCAAGACCUGUUGUUACUCGUACGCUGCAGUGUCCAGAGGAUAGAGACAAGACCACGUUCUAAAAAACGGAAGAAAAUCAGAAGACAAUUUCCAGUUUAUGUACUACCAAAAGUAGAGUAUCAAGCUUGUUAUGGAGUUGAAGCUCUGACUGAAAGUGAACUUUGUCGCUUAUGGACUGAAAGUUUAUUGCAUUCCAACAGCUCAUUUUAUGUUGGGCAUAUUGAUGCAUUUACUUCGAAGCUUUUUCUGCUGGAAGAAAUUACCUCAGAAGAAUUAAAAGAAAAGCUUUCAGCACUCAAGAUAUCCAAUUUAUUUAACAUCCUCCAACACAUUCUAAAGAAAUUAAGUAGCUUGCAGGAGGGUUCCUACUUGUUAUCUCAUGCAGCAGAAGAUUCUUCACUCCUGAUCUAUAAGGCCUCUGAUGGAAAAGUUACUAGGACAGCAUACAAUUUGUAUAAAACACAUUGCGGCCUUCCUGGUGUACCUUCCAGUCUCUCAGUUCCCUGGGUCCCAUUAGAUCCCAGCCUGUUAUUACCAUAUCAUAUCCAUCAUGGAAGAAUACCUUGUACUUUUCCACCUAAAUCACUGGAUACCACAACACAACAAAAGGUUGGUGGAACAAGAAUGCCUACACGCAGCCACAGGAAUCCAGUUUCCAUAGAAACCAAAAGCAGUUGCUUGCCUGGUCAGCAAGUUGAAACUGAAGGAGUGGCUCCACAUAAAAGAAAAAUAACUUGAGGACUGUACUAUGGAAAAUUAAAUUUAAAAAAAAACAGUUAUAGCAAUGUUUAAUUUAGAAAAGUUUGAGGGGAAAUAAUCAGUAGGUAAGAGGAACAUUUUACGGUAGUAGCUAGAGUGCCUUGAAAAAAUGUGUUGGCUAUGUGAAGGAAUGUUUCAACUAAAAUGGAAUGUUAUGCUUUUCGCCCUUAAAGUUUAAGGAGGAUCUUGAUAUGUUUUAACAUUAUCAUGGCAGGGAAAUAUAUAAAGAAGAAAAAUAUUUUUACAUUAAACCUUUUCUAAAAAUUGUAAAUAGAAAAAUAAUUUGCUUUUUUAUUGAGAACAACACUUAAUCAUUAUGUAUUGUGUUAGUUAUAUUGCCAGUCUGUUGAGACUGACUCAAAAAGUUAAAUGUUGCCACUGCUGAAGAUGAUGAUGAGCAUCGGAAACCUUGUUUCUGACCCGUUUUGACAGUUUUUAUAUACUCCUUUAAAAUGAUGAAUGUUGCAGGUUAAUAAAGUUAAUACCUUUAAAAACUUGGUGAAAUUCCAUUAAAGAAGCCAAAAAUAAAAACUCCCUGCCUCUGAAAAGUCAGAUUGCUAUCUUCUUGUUUGGCAACCAUCAGUUUGUUUAAAAAAAGAGAAAAAAAUUUGAUGGUAUAA
Messenger RNA from Rhinopithecus roxellana (golden snub-nosed monkey), 3866 nucleotides. RefSeq names its product interactor of little elongation complex ELL subunit 2 (gene ICE2). Gene Ontology annotation, biological process: snRNA transcription by RNA polymerase II; positive regulation of transcription by RNA polymerase III; snRNA transcription by RNA polymerase III. The transcript has 17 exons. Bases 280 to 3225 code for a protein of 981 amino acids. The record is from RefSeq and is a predicted model, not a curated record. Lineage: Eukaryota; Metazoa; Chordata; Mammalia; Primates; Cercopithecidae. Gene Ontology annotation, cellular component: transcription elongation factor complex.